UUUAGUACAGCUACUCUAAAAGUAGCGCAUUAUUAUAGAGGGCGGUCGAUAAAGUCAUGAAUCCACACUAUCUGUCUGGAACAGUACGAACGGGUAAAAAAAAAAUUGUUAUUUACGAUGUUGCAAUAAAUCUGGUUCUCGUCACAAGAGCCAUCACUGAGGAGAAAAAAUUUGAAUAAUUAUCCUUUGUGUUCACAUUUUAUUUGACACAAGGCAACCUAUCAACAGAAAAAAAAUGGAAACAACCGAUUCUGAACAAAUCUCAACAUCAGAAAAUAAUUCGACAAAGAUGGAGACGUGCGAGAAUGUUGAUUCAGAAAAGAAAAAUGAAGGGGCCGGAGACACAGAUUCAUUAAAUACCCAAGAUAGUUUGGCAGAAACUAUGAAAACAGAAUCGCAGUGUGUACCGGAGGACCAGAAGACGGAAAACGGUUCCAGUCAAACAUCAGAAACUGUUACCUUUAAGCUUGUGUACAUGAAGAAAAAUUAUGACAUUACUUAUGAACUUGAUUCAAAGAUAUCGCAGUUGAAAACAAAAAUACAAACACUAACAGAGGUUCCACCAGCUAUGCAAAAGUUAAUGUACAAAGGUUUGGUGAAAGACGAUCAGACAUUACGGGAGGCAAAGGUCACGAACGGUGCUAAGAUGAUGAUGAUUGGUUCCACACUGAAGGACGUACUGACAGUAAACACCACGCCAAGUGCAUCAGCUGUUGCUAGUAAAGUAGACACAGCUCCUUCGAAAGAGCCUUUAAGUCGACAGAAACUACACAAGAAAGUCUUGGAUAAAGGCAAGCCUGAAGAUAUCAUGCCUGGUAUUAAGAAUAAAAAGGAGUCAUUGCCUACUUUCCCUAUCUCAGGAAUGUACAACAAGGCUGGUGGGAAAGUAAGGCUAACUUUCAAACUUGAAGUUGACCAAUUAUGGAUAGGAACAAAAGAGCGAACAGAAAAGUUAAAAAUGGAGUCAGUUAAGAAGGUUAUAAGUGAACCAAUUGAAGGCCAUGAGGAGUAUCACAUUAUGGCCCUCCAGCUCGGCCCAACAGAAGCCUCGAGAUAUUGGAUAUAUUGGGUGCCAGCACAGUAUGUAGAUUCCAUUAAAGAUGCAGUCCUAGGAAAAUGGCAGUCUUUCUUCUGACAAAAGCUUGUUGUUAACAAGUUGCAUAAUGCAGCAGUACUUGCUCACUACAUUACAAAGGCCAUCAAAGACAAAUAGAACUACUUACACGUAUGCACAACAGUUUGUAUAUGUACAUAGAAUUUCAUUCGUUCUACCGGUAUGUGAAAAACUUGUUGGGUUAAACCUCGAUAGGAUGGAAAUAUUCAUAAAAAUCAAAGUUUUGGUGUAAUCCAAAAAUGAUUCUACUUCAGUCAUAGGAUUUCCACUAUGUGACUUGGUAUUGUCAGUAUGACCGUAGUGGCUAUUGAAUAUGACUGGUUGUACAACAUGAUAUACCCACAAUACUGUGCAGUUUUCAUAUGUACAGAGGAAUUUAAAUUCUAGGGCUCUAUUAUGUGUAUCCAGCCAAAUGGGUGACAAUUCUCUAUUAGCAACUGACAAAUACGCAUGGGCGGAAUUAUUAUAAGUAGUGUACAGUAUAUAAAACCGUGAAUUUGGAUGUUCAAAGCAUAUGCAGGUGCUUUUUAUAUUGAAGUAACUCUACAGAUUUUUUUCAGGCUCACUCACUUGCUCGCUUGCAAAACAUGCCAGUACAGCAGGGCUACGUGUAAAAGCCUUAAGCUACUUUCACUCCACAGCCAGGAUCUGGUCCGGUGCCUUUACAAAAAAUCCUGAAAAUUGGUUCCGUGGUAAAGAAUAGGACCGUUCAAAUCAAAUUCGUACGAUUUCUAAUCCGGACAUCUGAUCAUGAGUGAUGGAUGUGAGAGCCACUUGUAUCGUGAAAUCGUACAUUUUUUUUUUUGUUAGA
Messenger RNA from Anneissia japonica, 1925 nucleotides. Its product is annotated as ubiquitin domain-containing protein UBFD1-like. The transcript is spliced from 8 exons. NCBI's taxonomy places the organism in Eukaryota, Metazoa, Echinodermata, Crinoidea, Comatulida, Comatulidae. Gene Ontology annotation, molecular function: RNA binding; cadherin binding. The record is from RefSeq and is a predicted model, not a curated record. Bases 236 to 1135 code for a protein of 299 amino acids.